Molecule: messenger RNA, 3201 nt
Organism: Prionailurus viverrinus (fishing cat)
Lineage: Eukaryota; Metazoa; Chordata; Mammalia; Carnivora; Felidae
Gene: FAM161A
Product: FAM161 centrosomal protein A
Exons: 7
Coding region: 78-2219 (713 amino acids)
Biological process (GO): cilium organization
Cellular component (GO): cilium; photoreceptor connecting cilium; ciliary basal body
Source: RefSeq, a predicted model, not a curated record
GCCGCCCGGUUGCCGGAGGCCGCGCCAGCUUCCCCACUGCAGGCCCGCGCGGGCGCACAGGCCUCAGCGGGGAGGGAAUGGCCGCCUCACACCCAGCGGCGAAGCUGGCGGCCUCCAGUCUCCAAACCCCGGUAAAUCCCAGCACCGGAGCGCAGGUCGCCCAGUACGAACGCGAAGAACCUUUAGAGGCUCUGGGGGUGGAGGCCGUGGAGGAGGAGAAAGACGAAGAGGAGGAGAAGGCAGUGCGGCCGGCGCGGGCGCGGACUAAUAUUAACACUAACAUUUCUGAGGUGGAUGGACAAACACAUAUAAGUGGUGAGGACUUUGUGGACUUCUCUGAUGUUUACCACUCUAAUGAAGACUAUUUUAGGAAACUAGAAGAGCUGAAAGCUGCCCACUUGGAAACUAUGGCAAAAUUAGAGAAAAUGUACCAGAAUAAAUUAAAUUUAAAGGAAGUUCAGCCAGUGAUCAUCAGGGAAGAAGCUUCUAGUGUCUCUUCCAGGUCUGAAUCAGAAAAGAACUAUCACCAUAUCUCAUUAAUGACAUCCUUUUCAGAGCCUGAUUUAGGGCAAUGUUCCUCCUUGAUUAUGUCUUCCUCUGAAGAUGAGUUGCCCAACUUAGAAAAAGAGUGUCCUGAGAAAAAGAGAGUGAUGAGCUAUGCUAAAGAACUGAUCAACAACAUGUGGACAAACUUCUCUGUUGAAGAUUAUAUUCAGUGUGGACAUGCUGACUUCCCAGUUGAAAAAACAAAGAAGAAACCAAGAGAAUGGGUACCAAAGGUUACAGUACCUGAACCUUUUCAGAUGAUGAUUAGGGAACAGAGGAAAAAAGAAGCAAACAUGAAAUCUAAGCCAGAUAUUGAAAUGGUACACCAACUGCUCAAAAAACAAGAGGAGGAAUCAGAGUGUAAGAAAAAAUUCCGAGCCAAUCCAGUUCCUGCAUUUGUCUUUUUCCCCCUUUAUCAUGACAUAGUCAAGCAAAAUGAAGAACGCAGGAGAUAUAUGAAGGAGAAAAACAAAGAAGCUCUUUUGGCCUCACAAAAGCCAUUUAAGUUUAUCGCAAGGGAGGAACAGAAGCAAGCAAUCCGAGAUAAGCAGAUGAGAGACUUGUUUAAGUCUAAAAAGAAAACAAAUCGAUUUAAGGCCAGACCUAUACCUCGGUCUACUUAUGGUUCGGUUACCAAUGGAAAGUUAGAAGAAGAGCCGUAUAGAAACAUUAGGAUGCAACUGAGAGCCCAAGAGCUUUUACAGAAUUCAUCCCCUCUGCCUCGCAGAUCAGGUCACAGUUGUGCUGCAAGGAAGCUCAAGGGUCCUGAACAGGCUGAAAAGUUGAAGUGUAAACACAACUUUAGGUGGCAAACUGCUGAUUUUGAAGACCUUCCCGAGAGAUAUCAGAAACACCUCUCGAAACAGAAGUUUUCAAAAUUCCUAACUGUCCGUAAACCAUCUGAUCUUCACGCAGCCUCCAAUGCAUCCACACAGAGAGAGAAAAUUUUGGCAGACGUUGCAGCAGAUGAAGAACAUUUAAAAGAAACACGGGCUUAUCUGUCUCCAAGGCACAAGUCACCAGCAAGAAGUGCAAGUGCAAAGCCUGUGCCUUGUAACCGCAACCCUCCAAUGCCCACAGUGUCUUCCAGAGGAAGAGAACAAGCCACAAGGAGAUCACUUGAGGAAAAGAAAAUGUUGGAAGAAGAGAGAAGUCGGAUCCUAACUAAGCAGAAGCAAAGGAUGAAAGAAUUGCAGAAACUCCUGAUGACCCGGGCUAAGGCUUAUGACUCACAUCAAAGUUUAGCUCAAAUGUCUAAAUCCAGAGUCAUGUCUCUCAGAAAGAGUGAAAAGGAAAGGAUGAGAGAAUACCAACGAGAACUAGAAGAGAGAGAAGAAAAAUUAAAAAACAGGCCGCUACUAUUUGAAAGAGUUGCUCAGAAAAAUGCAAGAAUGGCAGCAGAAAAGCAUUAUUCUAACACCCUAAAAGCAGUAGGACUAUCUGAUGAGUUUGUUUCAAAGAAAGGCCAAAGUAGAAAAAUAUUUGAGUACUUCAGCAAUCAAGAGAUGAAAAGUUUCACUGAAGAUAAAGAAAGCCUUAAUGAAGAAGAAAAAAUAGAAGAAGGAGAGAAUGGGAAAGAAAAUUAUUUUAUUGAUACCAACAGCCAGGAUUCUUACAAGGAAAAAGAGGAAGCUGAUGAAGAGAGUGGAGAGGAGAAAUCUGUCAAGGAGUAACAUGGAAUCAGUAGGGUCUCCUGUCUGAGCCCCUGCAGUCAAUUACAGUCUUGGGCAUUAGCAUCCAUGCUCGUGGUGUUCAGAACAUCAGUGGGAACCUUGUGAUAUGUACAGGGCUCUUGAGCAAAGUCAUGUAUAGCCUGAAAAGGCCAAAUCCAGCCAAAUGAAUGGUUUUUGGGUCAGUUAGAGUAAAGCUUUGGCUAUUCAGGUUUUUUAAUCGCUACAUAUAGUCUGUGUGUAACUUUGAUCUCACUUGUAUUUUUAAAAAGCAUUUGAGAAUCACAGCUGUCACAAACUGAUUAGUUAUAAAAAUAUAUGUUACUUCCUUAUUUGGGGUGGAAAAAAAUGGCUUAGCAUUGAGAGCAGAGAGAAGUAUUGGCUUUUGGUGAUUUGAAAACAUUUUUCUCGGAAGCCUGAAUCAAUAAAUAUCUUAAAAUUACACUAUUUGCCCAUUCUUUUCCUCUGCAAUACAUCUCACAAAAUGAAUCCUCACACUUGUUUUACUGGGUAUUUUAAGUCUUAUCUGAGCCAUUUUUUUAAAAAUAAUAAAAUACAGAAAAAAUACAUACUUGCAAAUUUGCAUACAUUUCUGCACUGAGAGUUUGCUGUUAAAUUAUCCACACUAUAUCAUUACUUUUUAUUUUUAUCCCUAGUCUUAUUCCAAAUUAUUUUUGAUGUGUAAAUUAUUGGAAAAGUUUUUAUAUCAGGUAUUUUUUUAAUUCUGUGUAUUAUGAUGGAAAUAAUUGUAAGCAUCUGAGUUAUAAUCUUAAUUGAAGGUAAAUAUCAACCCUGUUGUGUAUAUGAUGAAAUUGUGCAUAAUAACUUGUUCAAGGAAAAUCUCCAAAGAAAUUCAUGUUUAACUCUUUUUUAUUUUAUUAUUAAAAAAAUAAUUUUUUAAAUGUCUUAUUUAUUUUUGAGAGAGCACAGUCAGGGAGGGGCAGAGACAAGGGGACAGAGGAUCUGAAGUGGGCUCUGUGCUGAC